GGCGGGAGAGCUUUGUGAAACUAAUUUAACGCGGGGACGAGGGAGGCGCCCGGGCUGCUGUUACAGGUCGAAGGCUUGGGCGCAUUCCCUUUUCCCCUCUGGCCACGCUGAUAAAUCACAGUAACAGGGCAAUUCUCGUUCAGUCUGGUUUGCUGGGCGCGCUUGUUAGUGCUUCUGGUACAAGAGUAAUUCGCGAGUCGAAAGAUUUGGUGGCGUUGAAUAACUGCCUCCGUCCGCGGGCUUCUCCUACGCCACCUUGGGCUUCGCGCAGGAAUUUUAAAAUGGAUGAUGAAAUGCAAUGAAUAUUUAAUAUUUAUGCUACUUUAUUGGAGAAUACAACACACCGUAGAAUAUAAAAGCAGAAGCAGUUACUUUAUAACGUAGGACCAAAGCUUACAGUUAUUUGUCAAUGAGUCCCCCUUGAUUGAAUAUCCUGCUAUUAGUCAAUAUACCAUACCUGUAGUUUAUUUGGUGCUCUGAAUGGCUGUUGGAAAGGAAUGUACAGUCUGAUGGCCAAUUGCUGCAGCUGGCUGAAGCGGUGGCGAGAACCUGUCAGGAAGGUGACAUUGAUCAUGGUGGGUCUUGAUAAUGCUGGGAAAACUGCAACAGUAAAAGGAAUCCAAGGAGAAUCCCCUGAAGAUGUGGCUCCAACAGUUGGCUUUUCUAAAAUUGAUCUUAAACAACGAUGGUUUGAAGUAACAAUUUUUGACUUAGGAGGUGGAAAACGUAUCCGGGGCAUUUGGAAAAAUUACUACGCUGAAUCCUAUGGAGUAAUAUUUGUUGUGGAUUCAAGUGAUGUGGAAAGAAUGGAAGAGACAAAAGAAACAAUCUCAGAAGUUCUAAGACAUCCCAAGAUAUCAGGGAAACCUGUAUUGGUAUUAGCAAAUAAACAAGACAAAGAAGGUGCCUUGGCAGAAGCAGAUGUGAUUGAAUAUUUAUCUCUUGAAAAGCUUGUCAAUGAGCACAAAUGCUUCUGUCAGAUUGAGCCUUGUUCUGCUAUUGUGGGCUAUGGAAGAAAAAUUGACAAAUCGAUAAAGAAAGGUUUACUUUGGCUAUUACACACUAUAGCAAAAGAUUUUGAUGCCUUACAUGAAAGAAUUCAGAAAGACAUCACAGAACAAAAAGCCAUUGAAGAACAAGAGAAAAGAGAACGAGCAGAAAGAGUGAGGAAGAUAAGGAAAGAAAGAGAACAGAAAGAGAGAGAAGAAAGUGAACGGGAAGGAAAGAGCAUUUUGGAUGAAGAAGACUCUGAGCUUGUAACUGGAAACCCAUUUCAGCCCAUAUCAGCUGUAAUCAGUCAGAAUGAAAAGAAAAUUGAAAAAGAGAAGAAGAGGCAAAGGGAAGAGAAUGAAAAGAUUGCUAUUGCCUUGAAACCUAAAACAAAUCAGGAGAUAAUAGAUGUUCAGAGUCUGAACAGUGAGCAAUCCAACGAACAGAGACUGAUAGAAAACUAUAAAUCUGCACUAACACAACAAAUGGAACACGAAGAUGAGAAUGAUCAGCACAUCUCAGAAAGUCUUGACUCUGGUGAUAAUGCCACUUUGAAUCCAGGAACAGAAAACAGUAAAAAGAAAGCAAAGAAACUAAAAUUAAAAAGAAACCAUCGAGUUGAACCGGUCAAUACAGAGGAAAUUGUUUCCCCCCUUCCUACUCCAAUAGCAACACAUACACCAGUUGGAUGGGAAACACCAAAAGUUAACAGAAUUCGAAAACUUGACCCCCUUGGUGAAACUCAUCAUAAUGAUUUCUAUGGAAAGCCAUUGCCACCACUUGCUAUGCAUCAAAGACCUAACAGCGAUAUGCAUGGUGUCAUUUCUUAACUAGUCAUCAUUUUGCAGCUUUCAAGAGGAAUCUAAAAUAACAUUACAUUAGACAUUGCUUUCUUUUUUGAAGAGAUACCUGCUAUUCCUAUAAGUUGCUGGGCAAGGCACCAAGAUUACAUUGGGAUUCCUGGUAAGGAUGUUACUUCUAAAGGUUAACAAUUCUGCUUCCUCAAUUUACCAGCUGCUCUUCAAAGUUGACAUGGAACAAGAAAACUCACAAGCAGAAUUCUUGCAAAAGAAAUGACAACCAAACUCAACUUGGUUAUGCAUAUACAUGCUUUCAGUUUGGCUAAAUA
Protobothrops mucrosquamatus (brown spotted pit viper) is the source of this 2119-nucleotide messenger RNA. RefSeq names its product ADP ribosylation factor like GTPase 13B (gene ARL13B). Gene Ontology annotation, molecular function: GTPase activity; GTP binding. The record is from RefSeq and is a predicted model, not a curated record. Gene Ontology annotation, biological process: receptor localization to non-motile cilium; non-motile cilium assembly. Gene Ontology annotation, cellular component: motile cilium; non-motile cilium; ciliary membrane. Lineage: Eukaryota; Metazoa; Chordata; Lepidosauria; Squamata; Viperidae. The transcript has 11 exons. The coding region runs from base 498 to 1820 and encodes 440 amino acids.